AUUUACACAGCCUGCAGGACUAAGCUGGGACUAAAUAAAGUAUUCAAAAUCAUAGCAAGAAACACUGAGAAAAGAGAGAAAGCCUCAUGAUAUGGACAAUCAAAAGAAUCAUGUCACCAUUCAUAUGGUUGAUUUGCACCAGAAUGGAGUGUCUGAAUCAAAAGUAAUCACCAAAGAUCCAAUCACACGGCAGCACGGAGCUACUGUGAGCUUCCACAACAUCCAAUAUACUGUAACGUUCAAGAAUAGGUGCUGUAAGAAGAACAACAUCACUAAGAACGUCUUGAUGGACCUCAAUGGGAUUAUGAAACCUGGUUUAAAUGCCAUUUUAGGCCCUACAGGAUGUGGAAAAUCUUCGUUUUUGGAUGUCCUUGCAGCAAGGAAGGACCCCUCAGGUCUUUCUGGUGAAGUCCUGAUUGAUGGAGCUCCUCAGCCAUCUAACUUUAAAUGCCUUUCUGGUUAUGUUGUACAGGAUGACAUCGUGAUGGGCACUCUGACUGUGCGGGAGAAUCUGUGCUUCUCAGCUGCACUUCGUCUUUCAUCCUCAAUAAAACAGAAAGAAAAGGAGGCCAGAGUUAAUCGUCUCAUUUCAGAGUUAGGCCUCAGUGAAGUGGCAAACAAAAGGGUGGGCACUCAGCUAAUUCGUGGCAUCUCUGGAGGUGAACGAAAGAGGACAAGCAUUGGCAUGGAGAUGAUCAUUAACCCCGCUGUACUGUUCCUGGAUGAACCCACCACAGGCCUAGAUGCCAGCACUGCCAGCUCUGUUCUACUGCUGCUAAAACAAAUGGCCAAUAAUGGAUGCAACAUUAUCAUGUCCAUCCACCAGCCACGCUACUCCAUCUACCAGCUCUUUGACAACCUCACACUGCUGAUGAGGGGCAAACAAGUCUACCAUGGACCAGCUGAUGAUGCCCUAGGCUACUUUGCGGAGAUUGGUUAUAUAUGUGAAGCCCAUAACAACCCAGCAGAUUUCUUCCUGGAUGUCAUUAAUGGAGACUCCAUAGCUGCAACUAAGGCCAGACUGCUGACUGCAGAAGAUCUUGAGUUUGAAGAGUCUGGAGACACAAACCAGGGCAUUGAAAACCGUCUGGUUGAGGAAUACAGAAAAAGCAAAUAUGCCCAGGAAACCAAGGCUGAACUAGAAUAUAUCAUGAGGGGCAAAGAGUACAGCAACAAACCCAAGUUGCGCACCAUCACCUACAACACCGGUUUCUUCCACCAGCUACAUUGGGUCAUCAAGAGAUCUUUCCGGAGCUUGGUUCUAAACCUUCAUACCCCCAUUUUACAGUUUGCAACAACCAUCUAUGUGGCACUCAUUGUUGGCAUCAUUUUCUUUGCCGUUAAAAACAACCAGAGCGGCUUACAGAACAGAUUCGGAGCUCUGUACUUCCUUUCAAACAGUCAGUGUUUUAAUUCACUGACAGCUGUUCAGCUUUUUAUCACUGGGAGGAAGCUCUUUAUACAUGAAUACAUCAGCGGCUACUACAGAGUGUCCGUCUACUUUCUGUCUAAGAUCCUGUCUGACAUGUUCAUUCUGCACAUGAUUCCUGCUGUGGUCCUCACAUGUAUUGUCUAUUUUAUGAUUGGAUUAAAGGACACACCAGCAGCAUUCUUCCUCCUCAUGUUCACACUGAUUCUUGUGGCAUGCACAGCCACAUCUAUGACCAUGGCCAUCUCCGUUGAUCAUUCUUUUGUGGAAACUGCAACUGUCUUAAUUAACCUGACUUUUGUCUUUAUGAUUAUCUUCUCUGGUCUGCUGGUGAAUCUGGACAGUGUCGUGCCCUGGCUCGCCUGGCUUAAGUACCUGAGCAUCCCUCAUUACGGUCUCACGGCUUUGCAGAUCAAUGAAUUUGUGGGACUGACUUUUUGUGGGAAUCUCACUGAUGUCCUAAUGUCCAACACCACCAAAGGAAUUAUGUAUGCUAAUUGUUGCACAGGUGAGCAACAUCUCCAGUCCCAAGGAAUCAACUACUCUACAUGGGGAUUAUGGCAGAAUCAUGUGGCCCUAAUAAUUAUGACCAUCAUAUUCCUCAUCACCGCUUACAUCAAACUCAGGUUCAUGCGCAAGUUCUCCUGA
Messenger RNA from Clarias gariepinus (North African catfish), 2077 nucleotides. Its product is annotated as broad substrate specificity ATP-binding cassette transporter ABCG2-like. The record is from RefSeq and is a predicted model, not a curated record. Lineage: Eukaryota; Metazoa; Chordata; Actinopteri; Siluriformes; Clariidae. Gene Ontology annotation, cellular component: plasma membrane. Gene Ontology annotation, molecular function: ABC-type transporter activity; ATP binding; ATP hydrolysis activity. The coding region runs from base 92 to 2077 and encodes 661 amino acids. The transcript has 17 exons.